AUGAUCUCGAUUCAAGUGAUCCGGAAGAAGGUGAAAAUGACCCAGAUGGCCAUAGCGACCGUCCUGGUCCAGACAUUGUCCCUCCCGGGAUCUCCAAGGUUCGGAACUAUAUACCUCAGGAUCCUCUGCGGGUGUACUCUUUCGGCACCGGAAAUCACGGCGAACUCGGACAUGGAUAUCCUUGCCGGACGCAAAGGUCCCCGUCUCAUGCGGUUCUGUGACGAAGAGAAUAGUCCAGUUUCCAUUGUCCAAGUCGCAUGCGGCCCAAAGCAUGCGCUGGCCCUCACCAACUCGGGCACGGUUUUCUCCUGGGGAAACAACGAGAAUUUUGAACUCGGGCGUAUUACUUCCUCGAGUGGUGCAUCCAGCAACCCUGGGCCAUCCGAGGACGACGGCGUGGAAGCAAAGUGCUGGCUCCCGGCCAAAGUUGACGACGCGUUGAUCCACCCUCGCGUUAAGUUCUCAAAGGUCGCUGCUGGCGGUAGCUACAGUCUUGCUCUCACCCAGACCGGCCAGAUCUAUGCCUGGGGAACCUUUAUUAACGAGGCUGAGAAAAUGUUUUAUGUCUACAAGGACCUCUGCCGGAUCUUACAGGAUAAGCCCAUACUUCUCCGUGAAUUCGAGGGCAUCAUCGAUAUCGCUUGCGGCGAGAAGCAUGCCGUUGCCAUCGACAAUCAAUGCCAGAUCUGGACGUGGGGUUGGGGUACCAACCACCGUCUGGGCAGACCUUUGGCCUGUGUCACCGAUCUCGUCGAUACAUUUAUCCCAGCCAUUGUUCGAAGUGCUUGCCUCGCUCGGUCAGUAGCAGCUGGCUACGGUCACACCCUAGUCCUCGACAAGGAUGGUCACCUCUGGGCGGUCAGCGGAGGCCGCCACCACUCUGCCCUAGUCUCCGUCCAAGGCGCCCACUUCGCCAUGGGCUUCCGAAAGAACGGGAGACUCGGUGUCCCCUCGCAGGCAACUGGCUCGUCUUUGCCGACAUCUUCAUGCCGGAAAGUCUGCAUGAGUAGUGGCGUGGGCGCUUCCUAUCAGCUUGGCAGUCGUUCUGUCGAGGAUCGUGACACGCCCCAAGACGUUAUCCUAGAGGACGGAGAACUCGGGCCUAGUGAUAGCCAGGACGCCAGAGGCGAGGACGCCUUCUGCUGGGCUGGUGGCGGUGAGACUUAUAGCGUGAUUGCUGCUACGGAGAAGCCUGCCCGUAUUUUGCCGCCUGAGAAGCCUCAGGUGACUGCUGCCUCUGCUAGCGAGGCGACGGAUACGUUAUGGAGCUUACCUCCCAGCUCGAGUAACUACAGCCAGGACUCAUCGCCCACUCCCAACCUCCGUCAGCCCGAGUUUAUCCAUAGGACCCGGCUGAGGGAUAGCUCGCUCUGUUCCCUAUUCUCCUGCUUUGGCCUCUGGCGACGAGACCAGCGGCUAGAAGACUAA
Parascedosporium putredinis is the source of this 1428-nucleotide messenger RNA. Lineage: Eukaryota; Fungi; Ascomycota; Sordariomycetes; Microascales; Microascaceae. The record is from the annotation of a GenBank genome assembly.